This is a messenger RNA of Seminavis robusta, 1785 nucleotides long. Lineage: Eukaryota; Bacillariophyta; Bacillariophyceae; Naviculales; Naviculaceae. The record is from the annotation of a GenBank genome assembly.
AUGCCGAAGCAACCGGCUAAUAUCAUGAUAUCCAAGAAAUUCGAAGUGAAGGUGGCCCUUCUGGGCUACGUCUCUGUCGGGAAGACUACGGUUCUGAAUGCAAUGCUUCGCGCGAAAUUCAGUGAAGUUUCCAUGAUGCGCACAACCGCUGGGAUAAACUUGUUUCGUAUCAUCAAUCCGGAUCCCAACAGCGACGCUGAAGUCGGUCCCUCAGGCAACAGGAACUCCAGCAGCGACCAGUGGUCAGUAGUGGCAGAUCAAGAGACUCAAAAACCAGCAGAUGUGUUGAGGCAGAUCGAAGCAUCCAAUCAGUCCCUGCGUGGAACUCGAAAGAUUGAAGAGAAGCAUUUCAACGUUGAGCUGGAAGAACCUCUGUGCACCACUAGAAAUGAUACAUCGUUGGUGAUUGUGGACGUGCCGGGUCUAAACGAAGCUGAUUCGGACAGCAUCUAUGUCAAGUACGUUGAAGACAACUGGAAGAGCUUUGAUUGCGUGGUUGUCGUGAUGGAUGCCCGCCAAGGGGUCAAUACAGAGGAGCAGAUAUCUCUCCUCAAGUUGGUUACCAAGAAUCUUUCAUCAAAGAAAGAUAUCCCUACCAUCAUUUUAUUCAACAAGGUUGAUGAACCCGAUGAUUCCCAACAAGCGAUGAUGGUGCAAGAAGCCAGGCAGAAGAUUCAAGAGAUGUUCUCUGUUGGGUGCCGCAAGGAGUCCCUCGGGACCUUGCUCAGAACAACCAAUGGCCCAUCCGAGAUUCCUUCUGAUGCGUAUCCAGUCUUCUUGGCAACUUCUGCCAUCCAUGCAUUCUUCUACCGGACAGCUUCUCUUCUGACCUUUGAAGAGUUCAAAAAUAAGUUUGACAGCGAGCUUAUUGACAUGAUUGGGCGAGAAGAAGUGGGGCGCUUUCGAUGGAAGAAACUGUCCGAGGAUGAAAAAUACGAGGCUGUGUAUGAGUCUGUGAGGGCCGAUACAAACUAUCAGGAGCGCUUGGAAGCCACAAACUUUGACAAGUUCCUAUCUAUCCUCUCGGUUGCAGUUGGAGGAGUGGAUAAUCAAGGAAGGAUUCUUGAGAAGCAGCUUGACGUUGCAGUUGAGUCUCUAAUGGAAAAUGAUGGCAUUUCAGUCUCAGUCCUCCGGUCCAUCCACGACAAGAGCUUGGUGCUCGGCAAAAAUCUCAGCCAUCUCAAACGGCACUUUUGGAAGCUCUACAAGAGGUCGAAAGAAAAGGCCACGAAGGCCUUCGUUGAUGAGUUGGAGGUCAAGCCACUUGCAAGUGCAGCUAAACUCCUUUCGACGUACUUUUCGUUCGCUCGUGCUCUUGGAUGGAGAGAAGAAGAGAAUCUUAUCCGCACUGAGGUCUGUAAGCUUGUGAAGGUUCAGCUUGGAACCAUAGCAAACAAGCAAGGAUUGAAGCGUUUUCAAGGCAACCUCUGCGGCCCAUGCUACACAAGAUCCACAGCGAAUAAGAAAACCUGGGAAAGCCUUUCUCUGAGUGACUGGCUUGCAUUGUUGGGGUCUAUUCUCAUCAUGGCCUACAACAGAGACUUCUGUGAGAACUUCAGCCACGAGAACAUCCUGUUGUCUCAACUGAAAGGAAGGUUUAUAUCAUGCCUUCACCUGUGGCAAAUCCCCUGUGACUGCAGCACGUGUUUGCAGGUUUCGGUCGUUGCUGCUGCAAGAUCAAAGAUGAAGAUUGAGGUUCCAGACAAUCUUGCCGAUGAGGAGCAUUGGGGCCACGUUGCCUGGAAGUGCUGCAAGCUUUUGGAAAUGAUGGACAGGAGCAACUAG